AUGUCCGAAACCCCGACUUCGGCGAGCGAGACCGCGACGCCGAAGAGGUACCCGCUGGCGGUCCUGUUCAUGCUCGGCAAUGAGUUCUGCGAGCGGUUCUCCUUCUACGGCAUGCGGGGCAUCCUGACCAUGUACCUGACUGGUGAACAUCAUUUCUCAGAAAGGUAAGUGGAGGAAAUUUGCUAGAACUUGCAGUACUGCUAGAGAACCGUAUGAGUGUUCAGCAAAAAAAAAUUUCGGUAAAAAACUGUCAUCAUGACGGAUUUUAUGGAACUUUUCGAUUUUUUGACAUUUUGGCCAAUUUUCAAAGAAAAAAUGAAAACUUUUAGAAAAUUUGUUAUUUACUGGCCUUUUUGCCUCCGAUUCUUUAUAUUUCACUUGAUAAUCGACGUUUCUAGCACCGCCGCCACGAUCUUCCACGCAUUUAUAGUGUUGGCAUACAUCACUCCACUGCUCGGAUCUGUCGCGGCCGAUACGCGCUUCGGGGCCUUCAAAGUCAUUCUAUAUGUGAGUAUAAACCAUCUACGACUGUUUUAGCCCAUUUUGGACACUUGUUGCAGAAUGCCAAAAAUUCAGGGUUUCGCGGCGUGACCAAAUCUGUGACUGAAUUUUGACGGCACUAGUCUCGAAACGAAGUAGCAGAUGUAAAAAGCAGCUUGGAAUUUUAUUUGUUGUUGCUAGAAAGAAAAUUGUUGUCAUUUCAGGUCUCACUAACCUACGUCAUGGGGCAUGCCCUCCUCUCCGUUGGUGCCCUACCGUCGUUGUCAACGGGGCUUCGCCUCUUCUUUGACUUUUCCGGACUGUUUGUGAUUGCCGCGAGCACGGGAGGCAUCAAACCGUGUGUUGCGCCGUUUGCAGCGAAUCAGGUGAGCUUUAAGUAGAUUUUGCUCGGUAUAAUGUAAUUUUUUACUAGAAAUGGUGGUGGAGAAUGAUUUUAAGGGCAUUUGUUAAGGUUGAUGGUCCUUUUUAGGCCCUCCUCACCGUUUGAAACUUUGGAAAAAUCGAUUUUUGAAAAUUCAGAUUUUCGUGGUGGGACCCAAAAAUUGGCUAAAAAAAUCGAUUUUUGGAAAUUUUUAUUUCUUUGAAGGUUUGAAUAGCCUCUGGACAUAGCCGAAAUUACAUUUGCAGCAUCAUAGACUUGUAUGAACUUCUAUUCCAGCACAUUUUGCACUUGGCUAUCAAGUGUAAUAUAAUGCGCUCUAACUCAGCCAAUUUUCAGUUCGAUGAGUCGCAAGCCGCGCAACGCUCUCGGUUCUUCUCCUACUUCUACAUGGCCAUCAAUUUCGGCGCCCUGAUCGCGCUGAUUGUGACGCCGAUUAUCCGCCGCACCUCCUGCAUGGGACACGACCACUGCUACCCGCUGGCGUUCGGCAUCCCCGGCAUCCUCAUGCUGGUCGCUUUCCUCUUCUUUGUCGGCGGCUGGCGCUUCUACAAGAUCCAGCCGGCAUCCAAGAACAAUUUGCUGUGCAGGGCCGCGAAUUGUGUGCGGCUGGGAGUGCAGGGAAAGGUGAAGGCAUUGAUGGGGAAGGAGGAGAAGAAAGAGCACUGGCUGGACUACGGCAUCGAGCGGUAUGGAAAGAGGACGGUGACGGAUGUGAAGGCUCUCACCUCGGUCUGUUUCUUGCUGGUGCCGAUGGUUGUUUUUUGGGCGUUGUUUGAUCAACAGGUAAGGGAUUCAGACGCCUAGUGUAAUAUAAAAAAGUGAGUUAUUUUAGGAAUAGAUGCGAUUUAGUGGAUUAUAAGGAAUUUUUUAUGGCCUAAAGUCGAUAAAAAUCGAUUUUUGUGGGUCUAAAAUACGAAUAUAGCUUCUUAAAUUUUAAGGAGAAGACUUGACCCAAAAAGAGGAAAACUUGGCUGGAAAUGCCAAAAUUGAGUUUAGUAAAAUACAACAGAUCCUUACAACAUUUUUUUUGCAUAUUUCAAAAAUUUUGAACUCCUAAAAAAGACUUUUCUCCGAGAGCAAGACUUGUCUCAAAAAGAGGAAAACUUGACUGAAAAUGUCAAAGUUGAAUUUAAUAAAAAUACAGAUCCUUACAACGUUUUUUUGCAUAUUUCACAAAUUUUGAACUCCUAAAAAAGACUGGUCUUCGAGAGAAAGACUUGACCCCAAUCCAAAUUUUGAAUGAACAGAGAAAAACUUGACCCAGAACUUGAAUCUUGGCUAUGAAAAUUUUUUAGGGAAGCACCUGGGUGCUGCAGGCUAAGUCGAUGAACGGACGAAUGGGCUCCUUCACGUUCGCGGCGGACCAGAUGAACUUUCUGAACUGCUUCUUUGUGCUCACACUGGCCCCGGUGCUGACAUUGGUGGUCUACCCGUUGGUGGGCAAGUGCGUCAAGACGACUGCGUUGAGGAGAAUGUCAGUCGGCGGUCUGAUCGCGGCCUCGUCUUUCAUUGUCGCGGGAUUUGUUGAGGUGGGUCAAGUGUAAUAUAAGUUUUGGGAGGAAAGAAAAAAAUUAUGAUUUCAAUGUGUCAUUUAGUCUAAAGACCACAAAGAUUAAAGCAAACGAUAUUUUAGAGCGAUAUUUCUUUCGAAUCACUGAAAUUUUUGACAGGAAAGUACUUCUAUGGGGUAUGGAGGUACAGGUUGGGACAUAUAUCAAAAAAAAUUGCAAUUUUUUUGAUUUGGAAUACGUAAAAUUUAGCUGCCCAAUUUUGGUUUGUAAGGGUGAAAAAAACCCUCAGAACCUUUCUCGCAACACCACGCAAAUGCCUCCUUGACCAAGUUUUUGCCAAUUCAAAGCUUUUUUUGAGCUUGAACCCUGGCAUCUUUUUUGACAAGCCUUAAAUAUCGAAUUUGAUUAAUAACUACACCUUAAUUAGUAGUUGCAAUGUAAAAAAAGAGGCAUUUGCGUGGUGUUGCGAGAAAACUUCUGAUGAUUUUUUCACCCUUUCAAAGCAAAAUUGGACAGCUAGUUUUUACCGAAGGGAGACUGAAUAUGAACUGACUGAAUAUGAAGGACCGAAUAUGAAGGACUGAAUAUGAACUGGGGUGCUGACUGAAUAUGAAGGACCGAAUAUGAACUGACUGAACAUGAAAACCGGGUUUCUGUUACUGUUACUACAUAGGUUCCGAUUAAGGAUUCUUUUUGAAAUUUUUUCGACUUAUAACACCUUUAGUCGUUAAUGGUGUUGUUUUGGUGUCCAGUACUGCUUAAAAAACAUUUUUAAUACUUGGUGCAAAAUAGUACUACCUGGUACUAUUUAGUACGAGGAGAAAAUUUGGCCGGUAAUGGUGUUGGUUUGGUGCUUAGUACAGCCCAAAAACACAUUUUUAGCAUUUGGUACUCUAUAGUACCAAUUGGUACUAUUUAGUACGAGGUAAAAAUUUGGGCGUAAUGCGGUAAUGGUGUUGGUUUGGUGCUUAGUACAGCCCAAAAACACAUUUAUAGCACUUGGUACUAUAUAGUCCUUGAAAUAGACCAAACUUGCCAAAUUUCAUAUUUAGUCAGCAACACAGUUCAUAUUCAGUCAGUUCAUAUUCGGUCAGUUCAUAUUCAGUCCUUUUCAUAUUCAGUCCUUCAUAUUUAGUCCUUCAUAUUCAGUCAGUUCAUAUUCAGUCAGGCACCCAGUUUUUACAUAUUCUGAAUCAGAAAAAAACUUGCGAUUUUUUUGAUAUAUGUCUCGACCUGUAACUCCUUACCCCACUGAAGUACUUUCCUUGUUAAAAAAUAUUGAACUGGAUAUCUAAAGUAAUACAAUUUCCUCCGAUUUUAGCUGGCAAUCCUCAGCACACAGGUCGCCCCGAUUGAAUCCGGCAACUCGUUGGUGUUUUCGUUGCGCGUCAACUACUCGCUGAUCCCGGAAACCGGCGAAACGAUCGUUCUGUCCGAGGGUCCACAGCUCAUCCCCUCGGGCGUCUAUGGCCUCCAUGACCGACUGAUCUUCAACUCCACAAAAGCCUAUGUGUUGGUCCCGAACAGCGACGGUACAGGUGAGAUUUGCGUCUUUGACGGGGGGAAUUUUGGCUCAAAUUUCAGUGUCCCCGUUCGAGUUCCCCUAUGAGAAUGGGGAGGGUGAUAAUACGCGCCUCUUCCUCGCGGUCGACAAGUCUUCCGGGGCGAAAGGAGCGCCGAUUUAUGUGAAGAAUGCGAACGGAGAUGUGGUGCACAACGCCAAGGCCGAGAACGGAGUUCCAGUGGAUAUUCCGCCGCCUUUGUACGGCAGUGAUGAGUAUACGAUCGCGUUUGGUCCGCCGCUAGCGUGCAAGGACGCAUGGGCGCACGGCUGCACGAAUGUGUGAGUGGUUUGGGACGGGUUUACUGCCCUUUCGGGGUCAAGGCAAAUACUGGGUUUUCCGGGUCCCGGAGCGUAAAUAAUUAAAUUUUUUUUUAAUUGUAUGACCCCUAAGUAAUUUUGCAAAAUUUUUGAAAAAAAUGAUAAAACAAAUUCGUUUUAAAAGUUCGUGUCUCUUGUGAUCGUGAUUUUCGGAUUCAAUGUGCCGAACUACCUCAGAAUCGACAUUUUUCAACCAUCUCUGUUUUUUUUUUAAAUUUUACAAGAUUACGUCUUUUUGCACCGAUGGCUUGCCUAGUGUAAUACAAAAUUUCGCGGAAAAAUUUUUAUUUUUUUUUUUUGAAAAUUUACUGUCUACAAUAAAAAUAGGCAUGAAACUUUUCACACAAUUUUUUUUGAUUCUCCGACCUACUGCAAUGUGAAUUAUUAUUUUUCAGACAGUUCGUCGCCUCUGUUGGAGCCUCUAACGUCCUGUACAUCGGGAAACACGCGGCGGUCGACCACAAAUUGGAGACGUUGGUGCCGGGGAACUCGGUCAGCCUGGCAUGGCAAAUCCCGCAAUACUUUUUGAUUACGGUCGGAGAGCUGCUGAUCAGCAUCACUGGCCUGGAAUUCGCGUAUUCUCAAGCUCCGGAAAGCAUGAAGAACGUUCUGCAGGUGAGUGGAAAAUUUUUCCACGAAAGGAAUUUUGAAUUUUUCCGCGGAAAAAAGUCUACGCACUUUAUGAAAAUAGCAGUAAUAAAGUCCGCAAGUGAAAAAAAAUCAAAUUUCAGGCCAUCUGGCACACCACAGUAGCGUUGGGCAACAUGUUGGACAUGCUGAUCUCCGCAACGAACGUCAUCGAAAACCCCGCCUACGCAUUCUUCUUCUACGGCACACUGAUGGCGGCGGUGAUCCUGAUCUUCAUCCUCAGCGCCACCCGAUACACCUACUACGAGGAUCGGAAGCGGCAGAGCGGAAGCGAAGACACCGACGAAAAGGAAGCGACGGCCAGGCCCUCAAACGCAACAUCCAAAACUUCCAACUAA
Messenger RNA from Bursaphelenchus xylophilus (pine wood nematode), 5262 nucleotides. Lineage: Eukaryota; Metazoa; Nematoda; Chromadorea; Rhabditida; Aphelenchoididae. The record is from the annotation of a GenBank genome assembly.